AUGGCUCCCUUUGCCCAGGUCCCGGCUGACAUUGGCAGCUUUGGUCGCUUCCAGGUACAGCUGCUGAUACUACCGAGUGUCCCCAACUUCCUGACUGCCUUCUGCAUGUUCACCCAGGUCUUCAUGGUCCUGGAUGAGGCCCACCACUGUUCAGUGGCCUGGGUCAAGAACCGGACUCUGACCCUGAGCGCUGCUGAGCAGCCGGUGCUGAGCGUGCCUGUGGAUGCGGCAGGCAGCCCUGAGCCCUGCCUCCCGUUCCGGCCACCCCGCGACGGUGCCAGCCUGGAGGACGUCCUCAGCCACAGCUUCAGUGAGACACAGCCUUGCGAGGCGGGCUGGGUCUAUCGCAGGAGGCCCCUAUCCCUAAGGAAUGAGCUGAACCUGGCCUGUGGUCGGAAGCAUCCGAAGGACACCUCCCAGUCGGUGGACCUGGCUAGGCUCCUCACUGGGGCGCUCAUCGUCGGGCCCCUCUGUGACUGGAUUGGCCGCGAGGCCACUAUCCUGGUGCAGCUGCUACUCUUCGCCAUCCUUGGCAUGGCCGCAGCCUUUGUGCCCGGCUUUGAGCUCUACGCGGCCCUGCGCUUUGCUGUGGCCACGGCCGUCGUUGGAUAUAACUUCAGCAGCGUCACCCUACGUGGUGUUCUCACGGUUGCAGAGUGGGUGGGGCCCUGGUAGAGAACUCAGGCUGUGGUCCUGGCCCAGUGCACCUUCUCCGUGGAGCAGAUGGCCCUCGCAGGACUCGCCCAUGGCGUCCAGAGCUGGAGGCUCUUCCAGAUGGUUGGCGCUGCACGUCUUCCGCUCUUCCUUUACUUCUGGGCUCUGCCGGAAUCUGCACGGUGGCUCCUGACCCGGGGGAGGGUAGAGGAGGCUAAACAACCGAUCCAGAGGGUGGCCUCGGUCAACAAGCGAAAACUCUUCUCCGAGCUCCUGAGCCAGAUGGUCCCAGAGAAGACCGGCCCCACGGGGGAUGCCCUGGAUCUGUUCCAACACCCGCACCUCCGCAAGGUGACCUUGGUGAUGUGCAGCAUGUGGCUUGCUAUCGGUUGCAACUAUUAUAUGCUGAGCCUCAGGAUGAAGGAAUUGGGAGUGAACAUCCACUUCAUGCAAGUGAUUCCUGGCAUGAUGGAGGUGCCCGCCCAGCUGUGCUGCAUCUUUCUCCUUGAGCAGUUGAAGAGGAAGCGAAGCCUGAUUUUGACUUUCUUCCAAGGUGCCCUCAUGUGCUUCCUUAGCCUUCUGCUCCCCUCAGAGUUGAAAUCCCUCUUGGUCUUGAUAAUCGUGCUUGGAGAGUUCAGCCUGGCCGCCACGGUCACCGCGUUCUACAUCUACCCUUCUGAGCUCCUCCCCACUGUCCUCAGGUAG
Molecule: messenger RNA, 1359 nt
Organism: Lagenorhynchus albirostris (white-beaked dolphin)
Lineage: Eukaryota; Metazoa; Chordata; Mammalia; Artiodactyla; Delphinidae
Gene: SLC22A13
Product: solute carrier family 22 member 13
Biological process (GO): transmembrane transport
Cellular component (GO): membrane
Molecular function (GO): transmembrane transporter activity
Source: RefSeq, a predicted model, not a curated record